Molecule: messenger RNA, 1803 nt
Organism: Saxophila tyrrhenica
Lineage: Eukaryota; Fungi; Ascomycota; Dothideomycetes; Mycosphaerellales; Extremaceae
Gene: CHT2
Product: Chitinase 2
Exons: 2
Coding region: 1-1803 (600 amino acids)
Biological process (GO): carbohydrate metabolic process
Cellular component (GO): extracellular region
Molecular function (GO): chitinase activity
Source: RefSeq, a predicted model, not a curated record
AUGGCGCUCGAGGAGGGGGAUGAGGAAUGGCGGCAUGGCGUGCUAGUGGUAAAGGUCUGUGCGGCAGCAGCGCUCGCGCCCUCUGUUUCCGCCGCUUUCAACGCCGCCGCGAAGACGAAUGUCGUUACCUACUGGGGCCAAGGGCCGAACCAAGACAGGCUGCUCGCGACUUGCCAGAACCCAUCUUACGACAUCAUCAACAUUGGCUUUGUCAACGUCUUCCCUGACCAGGGAGCUGGUGGCUGGCCGGGCACGAAUUUCGGAAAUGCUUGCUGGGGCGAUGUCUACGAGAACAAGGGCGUCAACACCUCGCUCCUCAAGACAUGCCCGGAUAUCGGACCAGACGUUAUUGAAUGCCAGCAGACUUACGGCAAGAAGAUCAUGCUUUCGAUCGGCGGCGGCUACCCGGUGGACUACUAUAUCAAGAAUGCGAAAUCUGGCCAAAAAUUCGCAGACUUCUUGUGGGCAGCUUUCGGUCCCGUCUCGGCGACAAAGGCCAACAUUCCGCGGCCGUGGGGGGAUGCAGGCGUUGAUGGUUUCGAUUUCGACAUCGAGAACAUCAUGGAUCCAGCGCCGCAGAAGAAUUACCAGUCUUCCGGCUACGCAGCCAUGAUCAACAAGUUCAAGAACGUGCAUUUCCCAACUGACACGACCAAGAGCUACUACAUUUCUGGUGCUCCUCAGUGCCCGAUCCCAGACUCCCACCUCUCCGACGUGCUCGCGAGCGCCUGGUUCGACUUCUUCCAUAUUCAAUUCUACAACACCCCACAAUGCAGUGCGCGGGCUGCGAUCCAAAACGCGAACGGCAAUGGCAAGAAUGAUAUCUCGUACGACACCUGGACUACUCAAAAGUCAAAGAACCCGAAUGUCAAGAUGACCAUCGGCCUGCCAGGCUCCAAAACCGCCGCCAUCGACCCAAGCUACUACCUCACCCCCGCCGAGGCCCAAAAACUCGUCACGCGCUUCUACUCCAACAAGAAAUUCGGCGGUAUCAUGGUCUGGGAAGCUACAGCUGCAGCAAGCACUACGCCGUGCAAGACCGACUACGGCACGUGGAUGAAGCUGAUCCUGACCGCGAAGGCCGCUGGAAAAGUUUUGAACACUAACAUCAAGACCUGCGCCGGCGUGUCGAAGAAGAAGAUCCGUCGUACUGUUUUCGAGCACGAGGUCGCGGAUUUGGAGCCGAGGGAAGCGUGGAGUGUUAGCACAUGCACGGAGACUGCUACGCAUGUGGAGGGUGGCAAGACGAUGGUGGAAAGCUAUGUGGCGACGCAUACGGUGUAUCCGACUAUGCCGGAAGGGUACUACAUUCCCAGUAACACGGCUGUAGUUGAGCUUGCGAGCUCGUCUGCUGGUGCGUACGCUGUCUCGUCAGCGGCAGCAAUGGGCUAUUCGUCUGGAUCUGCUGGCGUGGUCACAAACACCGUUACGGCGUACAAGACCGUCUGCCCUUGCAAUUCUGCUUCCGCCGGCGUUGGAAGCGCAUCGGUCUCCGCUCCCGCAUACUAUGGCUCGAGCGCAUCGAGUGCGCAAGGCAUUACAACGACGGCGGUUAACACGAUCACUAUCAUCGCGCCCUCGAGCACCGCACCGGCCGGCAGCGCUACGAUGCCUGCAGCUCCGUACCCUGUUGCUCCGUCUGGAGGUAGUGGAAAUGGCACGGCAUGGGGCACAGCUUCGGCGUCUGCCGCUUACCCGUCGAGCUCAGGAUGGGUGGUGCCUGCGACUGGUGGUGCGGCGAUGCAGGGGUGGGGUGUUGGAGGUUUGAUUGCGGUUGGGGCUGUUGCUGUAGUUCUGGGUUGA